AUGUUUAGACUAAGCCUUCCGUCAAAAGUCAUUGAAGACGGAGAAGAAGAGACAGAUUACGACUCAAAGAGCGGUACAUUUGUGGUGAAGAUUUCUAAACUAAAUAAAGGCGAACACUUUGAGGGAUUAGAUUUAUUGACCAAAUUGUUGUCAAAUGAAUCAAACAAACAAAUAACUAAAAAGUCUUUAAUUGAAGUGAUUGAUGGACAAGAGGUGAACACAGAGAGUGAUUUUUUGAUUGAUGAGGACUUUGAUUGGCAUUUGGAGCAAACAGUUAGACAUGAAAGCGACGACUUAUUACUCUUUGGACAGACCUAUGGGUUUGCCGACCAGUACUCAGCAGUGGUCGCAAGAAUUGUGGAAGAAUUUAAUGAUUUAAUUGAUAUCAAAGAUCCCGAACAUAAAAGUUAUAGCGAGAGAAGGGAAGAACGAUUGGCUACAGAAUCUGAAGAUUUCAAUGACGACCACUAUUUAUCUGAUCUCUACGACCAAAAUGAAAUUAUUUCAAACUUAAAUUCAUAUGAAUUCCCAUUUUGUGAUACAUUUAGCGACGAUCAGAGGUUUAAACUGAAAGAUUUGCCCAAAAAAGAGUAUAUUCUUGAGAAGUGUAUCAAAAAGAAGUUAUUGUUGGGAAUGAUUGACAUAUUGUUUGGUUACGCUUAUGAUAUGCGGGUCAAUGAGGGCGACCAUAAUGUGGAGUCUGGUUGGACUGUAUGUAAACUGUCGGCCACUUUGUCAUGGUUUGACUCUUACGACUCGCUUAAAGAAGUUAUUAUAACUUCUAUUCGACGAUCUCUUUGUUAUCCAUUAUAUCGGGAAUGGAGUUUAUCUCUCAAAGUGCUCGAAGAUGUCAUCAGAAUUAUAGAAUUGGGCCAAAACUGUGUCUUAAAUUGUUUUCUAGACAUUCAUAAGAUGUUUAAUGAGAGCGGAGACGGCAGAUAUUUAUUGAACGACCUCUACAUCACUGACUACUGCGUUUGGCUGCAGUCUCUCAAAAGCAACACAUUUGAGUCGUUGGCCACUGCUCUCCAACACAUCCGAGUCAACAAAAGUGAUGUUAAUCUGGAUCUCGACGUCUUGGAGAGAGCCGCCAAACUAGCCAUCGAUGAACAACGUGAUUGUCAUUCAAACGAAUCCCCAGCAGAUAAUUCUAAUAACGAUAACUAUUCUGAAUCUAAUGAUAACAAAAAACUUCUACAUAACAAAAAUGAAUGCAAUUCUAAAGCAACGGAAACCCCUUCAGAGUUAAAUAAGAAAGACAUUGACAAACAAAUUGAUUCCGAUGAUGAUAGUGACUAA
Oppiella nova is the source of this 1299-nucleotide messenger RNA. Lineage: Eukaryota; Metazoa; Arthropoda; Arachnida; Sarcoptiformes; Oppiidae. The record is from the annotation of a GenBank genome assembly.